Arachis ipaensis is the source of this 790-nucleotide messenger RNA. RefSeq lists its product as uncharacterized. NCBI's taxonomy places the organism in Eukaryota, Viridiplantae, Streptophyta, Magnoliopsida, Fabales, Fabaceae. The record is from RefSeq and is a predicted model, not a curated record.
CACAUGACCUAACCAACUUGUCCAUCCUCUUCUCUUCUCUGCUAUAAAUACUCCCUUUUACUUUUCAUCACUCACAAGUCACAACCCAUUCCUCCCCCCUUUCUAACCUAUUUUUUACUCCAUGAAGAGGCAAAGGGCACCUGCUAACAACCCUAUCAAUAAUAUGAACAUCAUGAUGAAUAGUAGUACUAGUGUUCCUCUUCCUCCUCCUCCUGCUGCCAAGCCUGAAGAUGUGUCUGUAAUAAUGGGCAAGAAGAAAGCCAAGAAAGAGGCAACUACCGCUGAGCAGCAGCACAAGCGGGUGGAGGAGAGCAACAACAGCAAAGAGGUGGUUAUUACGCCUACUGGCGGUGAGGAUAAUAGUAACUGUGAGGAGAACAUGAUGAUGAUGAUGAUGGCACCAUGGAUGGAUGAACAGAUGUCAUGGGGAUCUGCAUGGCAUCCUGGGUGGGACAUGGACUUCAUGGGUGAAGACUUCACUGCUGCCAUGUACAGUGAUGUUGUUUGGGACUAUGAUAUCUGGAACCUCAACAACCAAAUCCCAAUUCCACAUUACAUGCAAUGAGGAAUCACCUACCUACCUUACUACCUAAUUUCUGUUACGUUUAAUCUUCACUCUUCUCCAUGUAUUUACUACCAUGUCUUUCUUUCCUCCAAUCUUAAUUAACUUAUUAAUUACGCCACUUAAUCUCUCUUGUAAUCACUAAUUAAGUAAUUGGCUGGUAAUGUGGUCAACUAACACGACAUGUGAGUUUGGUACACUAUUAAAUAAGACACGUCGUCACACGUC